Acaulospora morrowiae is the source of this 3662-nucleotide messenger RNA. NCBI's taxonomy places the organism in Eukaryota, Fungi, Glomeromycota, Glomeromycetes, Diversisporales, Acaulosporaceae. The record is from the annotation of a GenBank genome assembly.
AUGAAUCAUAAAUCUUGCCUUGACUACAUCAACGAAGAGGUUGGAGAGUGUUCAACUACUCGUGCUAAUAAUGCAGACGCUUCAAAUAAUUCAUCACAUUACAACUGUCGCGAGAAAAACCAAAAUUUAAUCAACAUGGGUCAGAAAUUGCAGCAAUUUUAUGACGAAAUUCUUUCUCAGAAAAUAAUGCUUUCCGAUCUCAGUGAGUCUAAUAUUAGAGAAGCACGUGAGUGUAUCGAACAUAAACGCAAUCCCAACGUCAUGGAUGUCGAUAGCCUUAUCGAAAAUAUUCAGAGCAAUAAAAGAUCACCAAGAGAUUAUUACAUGAUCAAAUAUUUAUUAGACAAACGCCCGGGUGCCUUUUCUAACAAUGACUUGCGCAGGAUUAUUGUGGAACUUUGCAAACCCUCAAUAUAUGAAGAUCAUGUUGAAAUGACUACGAUUUUGUUGGAACUGAAUCUACGAGCGUUAUUAUCCGCCAUUCAAACAUACAAAAACUCUGGGGCAAUUCCCACUCGAAAGUAUCGCGAAGAAAUUUUUGGUAAACUCGCGGAAUUUGCGAACUUUCAUUUUAGCAACUCGAAUAGUGCUCUCAAUAUAAUUAAGAAAGAUUCACAAUCAGUGUCUGAGAUUUUUGCUGAGGUUGAUAUUGACAUCACGGAUAGCAAAGUAAAGAGGCUUCUAAGGAAUAACAACAUUGAUUUCCUUUUAACUGUACUUCGUGAUACAGUUCACGAUAUGGAGGAUGAUAAAAACGUAAGCGCUGAAGUGUUGCGGAAAACGUAUCAAGUAACAACGCUUCUCCUAAAUAGUGUUCCCAAAUCAAUUGUUCCUAUUAAUAUUGUACCAUUAAAUAAUACUGAAACUAGUUUGCUUGGUCAGUUACGCAAUAUAUCUAGUUCAAGAUGUAAGUGGUAUUCUAAAUGGAAACAGUUAAUGGAGAGAAAGGAAAAUCUUUUCAAAUCGAUCUUGGAAAAUGACAAUAUCGAUUUCCAAGAAUCACAAGAACGGGAAUUACUUGAGGAGCUCUGGCUUUAUGGAUCAGUAGAAUGGUCAAAUCAAUGUCAAGACAUUAGAUGCGAGAUGCAAGAGACUUGUAACGCAAGAGCACAAGAUUUAAAUGCACUUCUCGGAAAUGAACCAUUAAUUCAUCUAAAAUCUCUUUGGUUCGGAACUCUUGACAUCGCACAAGAACUAAUCACUUGGACUCAAUCAGUCAGGACUCUGGUUAUAAUUUAUUAUUUCGCUUUACAAUCUUUACUACAUGCACGUGAAACCUUCAUUCGUUCAAAAGCAAUUGAGAUUUUAAUUACUCUUUCCUGCAAACAUACAAUGCUCUUUUCUGAAUUUGAGUCCGAUUUUGAAGAAUUCUUGAAAGGUCUAAGAAGCAAUGGGACACAUAAACAAAAAAAAUACAACUUACUUUUUUGUAUAAUCAAACGUCGAUAUCAGUUUUAUCCAAAAAUGGCUAACGAAUUUCAAAAACUUCAGUUGAAAAAGAGUGAUGUUUUUAGUAUUCCAUUGAAAAUUAUUAGUAAUGAAAUAACUUGCCCAAUUACUCAAGAUCUCAGUGAAAACUUUCAAAUAUUGCCAUGUGGACAUUAUGUCAGUGAAGAAGGAGCGAAAGGGUGGACCGAAGAGUGCAAAAACAACAACAAAUUGUUUUCUUGUUGCAUCUGUCGUACCGAGUUUAAAUUCAAGGAAGUUGAAGAUGCACCAUCAUCCUGCUUACGUCGAGACUUAUAUCUGUAUUUGGAUUCUAUAGGAUAUAUAUCCAGACAAAAGACGAUUAUGACGUUUAUUCCACCUGCCGUCAUUAUUGGUGCCUCUCAAAAUUCUAGCGUUAGGAUAAGAGGUCUAGGAUUUAUUAAGAAAUGUCAUCCUGCCUACAGGAGUGCUGAAGUUGCUUUAAAGAAUGAGAAUUUUGAAUUGGCAAUAUAUUGGUUAGGUUGUGUUCUCAACACUUGGCCAGACAGCUACAGUGUACGCUGCAAACGAGGAUGGGCAUUGCAACAAAUGGGUGAUUUUCACCAAGCAAUUACGGAUUUGAAUAUUUCAGCACAUUUAAAACCUUUGAAAACCAAAGCAUGGCGACUCCUUGCCAAUUUAUAUUCAAAAAUAGGCAUCUAUGAACUGGCACUUCCUCACAUAUCUCGUGCUCUCGAACUCGAUCAAAAAAAUCUUCAUUUCUUAUUAAUACGUGGCACCAUUUAUAUAAAGUUACGACAAUAUGAACAUGCAUUUCGUGAUUUUAAUGUGAUUUUGGAAUUUACAUCUAAAUUAAAAAUCUCAACUCGAUUGAAUUCAACACUUCCAGCCGUUAUCGAAAUGAUUCGUUCCAAGAAUACAAGGCUUUUCCAACCUAAAAAUAAGUCUAUUGUCACCAACACUUUGAUAAAACGCAGUCAACUAUACUAUGAACAAUCUGAAUAUGAUUUAGCCGAGAAAGAUUUGGACAUGCUUUUGCAAUGGGACGGGAAUAAUUUUGAAGGAAUAAUUUUACGCGGGCGGAUUUUUUAUAGAAUAAAUCAAUAUCGUGCCGCCAUCUCUAAUUAUAACCGCGCCAUAGCUAUCGAUCAUAAAAAUGAAUAUGCAUUUAAUCUUCGGGCAUGGGCAAAGACAAAAUUGGGUGAUUUUGACCAGGCAAUUAAAGACUCGGAUUAUGCGCUAAAACUCAAUCCAAGAAAAGGAUAUUCGUAUCGUUUCCGAAGUAUGAUUUUACAAGAAAUGGAUCAGUUUGAGGCUGCUCUCGAUUAUAUAAGUGCAGCAUAUGCCAUUGAUAAUGUUGAACUAGAUCAUUAUUAUCAAUUGCUGGAUAUUUACUGUGAUACACAUCAAUAUUGGAAUGCAAUUUAUAUGCUAAGUGAUAUAAUUGAUUCUUACAAAAAGGAGAUAGAAGGUGGAGAUAUGUAUUAUGUUAACGCACUUAUUCAACGUGGGAUGAUCUAUAGUGUUUUACAAAACGAGGAAGAGAAAGCAUUUGAGGACUUUCGAGUAGUGCUGAAGAUUGAUCCGAAAAAUGAUAUAGCAUUGAGCUACCGUGGAGGUCUCUAUGCUCGCCUUCGUAACUUCGAAAUGGCAAUGAAGGAUAUCAAUGCAGCAAUCAAAAUUGAAUCAAAUGCAUACAGAUAUCAGGAUCGUGCUUAUGUUUACUAUAAGAUGGGUAAUUAUGAUUUGGCUCUUCAAGAUUUAGACGCAUCCGAGCGUUUUGAUUCCGAAGCUGCCAUUACUCUUAGGCGACGAGCAGAAAGAAGAAUGACAUGCCUUUAUAGAGGAAUAAUUUAUCAUAAACUGAGGGAGUAUGAAAAAUCAUUGGAAAAUAUUGAUGAAGCAAUAACAAUCUUGCACGAUGAUGAAAUAAUAAUUUCGCUUGUUGAACGAGCUUCUGUAUAUGUUUCAACCAAUCGACUGGGGGAUGCAUUAAACGAUUUAAAAAAGGCAUUUGUUAUUGAACCAAAGCACGUUUACAUGUCGAAGGCCUUGGCCAAAGGGAUUAAACUUUAUGGGACUAUUUAUAAGCUGCAUAGUCAAAGCACCAGUGCGAUUAACUGGAUAGCCCUCCACGAACAACAUUCCCUGAUACCACAGUUGACCUUGAAUAAACUUAAAGAAGAGAUUGGUGAUAUGGAUGGGGUAGUUGAAGGUGGGAAUGAGUUGGUUGA